AUGGCAGAUCCACAGCUCUUGAAGGAAAUCACCAUCAAAACAGGUGUAGUAAAAAGACUGCUCAAGGAAAUAUCCUAUUACAAGAAAGAAUCUGAAGGAGAAGCCGCAAAAUUGGAGAAAAUGAAAGCCGAUUCUAAUGCUGAUGAAUAUAUGGUGAAGAAACAAGCUGAGAUUGUUCAGUUGCUCGAUGCGAACUCAACAAGUCUGGAUGGUUCAAAAGAAUAUACGGCCGCUUGUGAACAAAUACAAGCCGUAUCUUCAGUGGACUGA
Molecule: messenger RNA, 270 nt
Organism: Anisakis simplex (herring worm)
Lineage: Eukaryota; Metazoa; Nematoda; Chromadorea; Rhabditida; Anisakidae
Source: the annotation of a GenBank genome assembly